Molecule: messenger RNA, 987 nt
Organism: Ochotona curzoniae (black-lipped pika)
Lineage: Eukaryota; Metazoa; Chordata; Mammalia; Lagomorpha; Ochotonidae
Product: olfactory receptor 1-like
Exons: 2
Coding region: 1-987 (328 amino acids)
Biological process (GO): G protein-coupled receptor signaling pathway
Cellular component (GO): membrane
Molecular function (GO): olfactory receptor activity; G protein-coupled receptor activity
Source: RefSeq, a predicted model, not a curated record
AUGACAGGAAAGAACCAUACCACUGUCUCAGAGUUCCUCCUCCUGGGCCUGCCCAUUCAUCCACAGCACAAACACCUGUUCUAUGACCUCUUCUUGGCCAUGUACCUGACAACUGUCCUGGGGAACCUCAUCAUCAUCAUCCUCAUUAUAUUGGACUCCCAUCUCCACACGCCCAUGUAUUUGUUUCUCAGCAACUUGUCCUUCUCUGACCUCUGCUUCUCCUCUGUCACAGUGCCCAAGUUGCUACAGAUCAUGAACAGCCAUGUCCCAUCCAUCCCCUAUGCAGGAUGUCUUGCUCAAAUUUACUUCUUCUUCCUUUUUGGAGACCUGGAAAACUUCCUGCUUGUGGCCAUGGCCUAUGACCGCUAUGUGGCCAUCUGUUUCCCCCUGCACUAUACCAGCAUCAUGAGCCCCAAGCUCUGCCUCACCCUGGUAGCGCUGUGCUGGGUGCUGACCACGUUCCAUGCCUUGUUGCACACCCUGCUCAUGACCAGACUGUCCUUCUAUGCAGACAAUGUGAUCCCCCACUUUUUCUGUGAUAUAUCUACUCUGCUGAAACUGUCUUGCUCUGACACUCAUGUUAAUGAGGUGGUGAUAUUUGUCACGGCAAGUGUUUUUCUUGUCAUCCCAUUCCUAUUAAUAAUCAUGUCCUACACAGGGAUUGUGUCUUCCAUCCUCAAGGUCCCUUCUGCACGAGGCAUCCGUAAGGCCUUCUCCACUUGUGGCUCACACCUGUCUGUGGUGUCUCUGUUCUAUGGGACAGUUAUUGGUCUCUACCUGAUCCCAUCAGCUGAUAAUUCUCCAGUGAAGGAGACUGUCAUGUCCAUGAUGUACACUGUGGUGACUCCCAUGCUGAACCCCUUCAUUUACAGCCUGAGGAACCGAGACAUCAAGGGAGCCCUGAGAAGAGUUGUUUGGAUAAAACGCACUCAUUCCCCACAUGCUGCAAUUCUCCAGGAAUUCAGAUCACAUCUAUUUAAAAUAUAA